Molecule: messenger RNA, 1941 nt
Organism: Melanaphis sacchari
Lineage: Eukaryota; Metazoa; Arthropoda; Insecta; Hemiptera; Aphididae
Exons: 2
Coding region: 411-1907 (498 amino acids)
Biological process (GO): regulation of transcription by RNA polymerase II
Cellular component (GO): nucleus
Molecular function (GO): double-stranded DNA binding
Source: RefSeq, a predicted model, not a curated record
UUUUGCUAAUUAGGAGUUAUAAAUGCUGUUAAAUGGGCAUAUUUAAGGAAAUAAACACAUAUUGUUGAAAAACUAAAUUACCUACCAAACAGCCGCCUACGAAUAUGUGAACGAAAACAAAUUGUUUUAUUUUAAGAUGGUACGCAUCCGGAAUAAACGGCCUUAGACCGUUGUUAUCGUCGAUUAAAUCGGACAAUUCCUUUAAUUUCCAAUAAUUUAGUUAUUUUUAAAAUUGUAUCAAAAUAUGAACUGCAGUUAUCGAAUUCGUCGUAUUUACGUAAGACACGGCGUUAUCGCCGUACGUAAAGACCUAUGAUUUUAUUUUGGUUUUCUGCGUUCUGCACUUCUGCCGUCAUUUGCGUGUUGCGUGUGCGUUUGAUCGUGAACUAUCGUAUUUAUCGUGUUUAAAAAUGCCCAAAGUUAAACAAAAUUUGUCAUAUCGGCUCCAAACCUAUGUUAAUUUAUAUGGUCCUAAUAUUUUUUCAAUUGAUAAAAGUGUAUUAUUUUGUAAAAUUUGUGAAAUCAAAGUUAAUUCUGACAAAAAGUUUAACGUAUCACAACAUAUAAAAAGUGACAAACAUAUCAAAGGCCUUGCCCGAUAUGAAUAUCAAAUAAAUCGGAAACAACAACAGUUAUUGACAGCGACAAGUAAUAUAAGUAAAAAAUCGUCAUUUAACAAAGAUUUGUGUGAGGCUUUUAUUUCUGCUAACAUUCCUUUGAACAAGUUAGAAAACCCAAAAUUCAAAACAUUUUUGGAAGUAUAUACAAAAAAUGAUAUUCCGAGUGAAUCCACGUUGCGAAAAGGAUAUGUGGAUGAUAUUUACAAUGAGACCAUGGAUAAAAUUAGGAAAAUAAUUUCUGACAAAAAAAUUUGGGUCAGUAUCGAUGAGACCACUGAUGUACAGGGUCGUUACAUUGCAAAUGUAAUAGUAGGCACUCUUGAGGAAAAUAAUGCAGGCAAUAUUUUUUUACUUAAUUCGGAGGAACUAGAAAAAGCUAACCACUCCACAAUCAGCAAACUUUUUGAUAGAUCAAUGAGCAUAUUAUGGCCGACUGGUAUCCAACAUGACAAUGUACUUUUAUUUUUAUCCGAUGCUGCACCUUACAUGGUUAAAUCAGGAGAAGCACUAAAAAGCCUUUACUCAAAAAUGAUUCAUGUAACAUGUGUUGUGCAUGGACUGCACAGAGUCGCAGAAGAAGUUAGAAGUCAAUUUCACGUAGUAGAUAAAGUUAUUUCAAGUGUAAAAAAAAUCUUUAGAAAAGCCCCAAGUCGUUUACUUGUAUUUAAAUCGGAAGCGCCAAACUUACCCUUACCUCCGGAGCCAAUUAUCACACGUUGGGGAAGUUGGAUUAACGCAGCAAUUUAUUAUUGCGAGAAUUUCGAGAUAAUCCACCGUGUUAUUUUUAUGCUAGACAGAAACGAUGCAGUUAGUAUUAAAGAUGCUCAAGAUAACAUCAUAAAACCUGGAUUGAAAAACAACUUAACGUAUAUUAAGUCGAACUUUGCCAAAUUAAUUUUGGCUAUUGAACAAUUACAACAGCAACAUAUACCUUUAUCGGAUUCACUAAAAAUAGUUCAAGAUAUUCAAAAAUCAUUUGAAACAUUAAGUGGUUCAAGUGGAAAAUCUGUUCAAAAUAAAUUUAAUCAGGUACAGGAAAAAAAUCGUGGUCUCUCGGCGUUGGUAAAAAUAUCACAAGUUCUAACGGGUGAAGAGACAUUCCGAAAUUUAGAUGGUCUUCCUGAAGACUUAAAUUGUAACGACUUAACAUUUUUUAAGUACGCACCCCUGACGUCUGUUGAUGUAGAGCGGUCAUUCUCGGCAUACAAAACUCUACUAUCAAAUAAUCGUAGAUCAUUCAAAUUUGAAAAUAUAAGAAAACAUCUUAUUAUUCAGUGCAAUUUUUAAGAAAAUGUUCCAGAGCCGGAAAAGUGCCUACUUC